Molecule: messenger RNA, 903 nt
Organism: Vitis vinifera (wine grape)
Lineage: Eukaryota; Viridiplantae; Streptophyta; Magnoliopsida; Vitales; Vitaceae
Exons: 1
Coding region: 1-903 (300 amino acids)
Biological process (GO): plant-type secondary cell wall biogenesis
Source: RefSeq, a predicted model, not a curated record
AUGGCUUCUGUUCAGAACUAUGGUUACUUCCCCUACUUUCCUCUGCCACCACCUCAUAGCCCUUCACCUCCAAAAGUGAUGCCACCCCACACUUCUCCACCUCCUCCAAAAGUGGCACCACCCCAUCUCCCAACAAUACCACCACCACCACCAUUUCCAACACCAGCAUCACCGCCCCCUACUUCUCCAUCCCCUCCAAAAGUGGCACCACCUCAUCAACCCAUUAGACCACCACCACCACCAACACCAUCAUUUCCAACACCGGCAUCACCGCCCCCUACUUCUCCAUCCCCUCCAAAAGUGGCACCACCUCAUCAACCCAUUAGAGCACCACCCCCACCAUCAUUCCCGACACCAGCAGCACCACCCCAUCAUUCUUUCCCCCCACCACCUCCUGCAGCAAAACCUCCUAGUCAUGCAAUCCCACCUCCGGCACCAAUUAUCAAACCACCACCUCAUCCUCAUUUUCCGCCACCACCCCCACACAUUGUUCCAACUCCUCCACCACCACCACCACCAGGACACCAUUCCACAGUCAUAAUCAUUGUCUUUGUCUCACUUGGUGGUCUAUUUUUUCUUGCAUUCCUCUCAGUUGCUCUAUGCUGCUUCAUUAAGAAGAAAAAGAAGAAUAUGGUUCAAGAGACUGACAUUGUUACAAUUGAUGAACAUUUGAAAGUCCACGAAGCCAUCAUACCAGGUCCACAUGGUCCACAAGUCAUGAUAUUGUCCAUUGAGGAUGAUGUGCAUAUUCAGGAAGAGAUCAAAAAGAAUGAGAAGGAAAUCCAAGGUUCACAUGUUAGAUCUACACAAGAUUUUCCUCAAGCUCUUGAUAUGGAGGCAUCCACUUCUGAGUCCAGUCAGCACCAUAUUAUGCACAACCACAAGCAACAAUCCCAAUCAUGA